UUCGUGUGGUGUGCAUUUAAAGAAUGAGGCAAAAUGAAGCAUUUUCUUAUUUUCCAAAUUCAUAAAUGUGUAAAAUUUUUAUAAUUCUUAAACAAGAUGCCAUUAGCUCAUUUAGGUGAUCCUUUCAAAGUCAACGUUGCUAAAACAACCCAAUGUGCUUUAGAAGAUAUGGUUGUUGACGAACAAAAUGGCUAUGGUGAUCACAACAAAAUAGAAACAAACAAUGAAACGUAUCGGGAGAUUGAAGUUAAAAAUGUUACAAAAGAUGGGCAUCCCAAAGCUGAUCCUUCCCAUUUUGCUUUAAUUAAAAUGCUUGGUCAAGGCUCUUUUGGAAAAGUUUUCUUAGUAAGAAAACUUACGGGACCUGACGUAAAUACACUGUAUGCAAUGAAAGUUUUAAAGAAAGCUUCAUUAAAAGUUAGAGAUAGAGCUCGAACAAAAUAUGAAAGAGAUAUUCUUGUUGAAGUCCAUCAUCCUUUCAUUGUUAAAUUACAUUAUGCAUUUCAGACUGCAGGAAAGCUGUAUUUAAUAUUGGAUUUCUUGAAAUGUGGAGAUUUAUUUACAAGAUUGAGCAAAGAUGUCAUGUUUACUGAAGAUGAUGUGAAAAUAUAUCUUGCUGAAUUAGCUUUAGCAUUAGAGCAUUUACAUAGUCUUGGAAUUAUAUAUAGGGAUUUAAAGCCUGAAAACAUUCUUUUGGGUGAAGAUGGUCAUAUAUGCCUUACAGACUUUGGAUUGUGUAAGGAAUCCUUGAAUAACGAAAAGGCAUUUUCAUUUUGUGGCACAGUAGAAUAUAUGGCACCUGAAGUGAUAAAUCGCAGAGGCCAUACCACAGCUGCUGACUGGUGGUCAUUUGGAGUUUUAAUGUUUGAAAUGCUGACUGGAUCACUUCCAUUCCGUUCCUCUAAUAAGAAAGAAACUAUGAAUCAAAUCUUAAGAGCAAGAUUACAAAUGCCCCAGUACCUUAGUGAACCUGCCCAAAGUCUAUUACGCUGUUUGUUUAAACGUAAUCCUGAUAAUAGAUUAGCCUCUGGUCACGAAAUUAGAUGCCAUUCUUUUUUUGCUUCUAUCAAUUUUGAAAAACUCCUUAGGAAAGAGGUUAAACCACCAUUUAUACCAACUGCAGCACUUUUUUCACUUGAAAGUUUAAUACCUAGAGAAGUUGAAGAUUCUCCUGGUAUACCAGCUAGUGCCACUGCUCAUGAACUUUUCAGGGGUUUCAGCUAUGUUGCUACAAAUUUCUCUGAUGAUGACAAUGUACCAAAUAAAAAAAGCAUUUGCCCUCGAAGUGAAAUGGGGAUGUUUAAAACUACCUUUUAUAAAGAAUAUAAAACACUCGAUAUUCUUGGUUUUGGGUCUUACUCAGUUGUUAGAAGGUGCUUCAGUAUUUCCACUGGAAAGGCAUAUGCUGUUAAGAUAUUAAAAAAAGGUUUGCGGGAUUAUACAGAAGAAAUAGAAAUAUUAUUUAGGCAUGGGAAACAUCCUAAUAUUAUAACAUUGAAUGAUGUUUAUGAAGAUGAGAGCUGUGUAUUUUUAUUGAUGGAAUUAAUGCAAGGUGGUGAAUUGUUAGACAGAAUACAGAAAUAUGUAUCUUUUUCUGAACGAGAAGCAAGUGCUAUUUUAGAGGUUAUAGCCAGCACUGUAAAUUAUUUACAUGAAAAUGGAGUUGUUCAUCGUGAUUUAAAGCCAUCAAAUAUAAUGUACUCUAGUUCAUCUAAUAAUCCUACAACUCUGCGGAUUUGCGAUUUUGGAUUUGCCAAACAAAUGAAAGCAGAAAAUGGAUUAUUAAUGACACCAUGUUAUACUGCAAAUUUUGCUGCUCCUGAAGUGUUGAAAAAACAAGGAUAUGAUGAGGCUUGUGAUAUAUGGAGUAUGGGGGUAAUACUAUGCACCAUGCUAACAGGGUGUUCACCCUUUGUAACUGGACCACAUGAUGAUAUUGAAAAUAUUUUAUCAAAAUUAGAAGCAGGGGAAAUAGAUAUGUCAACUGAUAAUUGGAGAUAUGUAUCAGACACAGCAAAGGAUCUGGUUAGAAAAAUGUUGGAUCAAAAUCCCAAAAAUCGAUACAGAGCUUCAGAUGUUCUCAACCAUGAUUUCAUUCGUGCUAGGUUUUUCUUACCUGAUUCAACUCUGAAGAUUGCUGACUUACAGGCAGCUAAGGCUGCUGUAAACAUUACUUUCCAAGCAAUGAACAUAUCACCCCGUUCUCCAAAGUUGUUAUCGGUGGAUGCCUCUGACCUUGCUCGUAGACGAAAACAAAGAAAAACACUCCAGCCAAAUAAUUAAUAUAAUUGUCUUCCACUACAUCAAGUUUUUUUAAUUGAUCUUGAAUGGAAGAGCAAUAAUUUAUCUUUGUCAUAAAAAUUGAGUAUGAAAUUGAUAUUUUAAUAGGAUAAAUUUUAAUUGUAUUUUGAAAAUACCUUAAUCUAUUUCAUACAGUAUGUAAUGAUACAUUCCAACCUUUAAUGUGUGUUCAAAAUUCUGUAGGAAUAGUUUAUCUUACAGUCUUUGUAGGGAUUUUAAAUUUACUUACUUAUCUAUCUACUUAUAUGUAAAUAUUUUUCUCUCAUUGAAAAUGAGAAUCAGUUUGACUUAAUUAUAAUCUGUAGUUUGUCUUAAUUUUAUUUAACGUUUUAAUAUUUUUUUUUAUUUUUAUAUUUUAGGUUUUAUUAUUAUUAUGGUUAUAAUGAGAUGCUCAACUUUUAGUAAUUUUAAUCAAUGCAUUUGUUAUUGAAUCAUGAAAGAUACUUAUUUGUGUGCUGUCUCACUUCAGGGAAAUUACAUUGUAAACAGUCCUAUAUUCUGGUGGUUUCAUUUUUUUUUUUUCCCCUCUUAUUUUUCUCACUUUGUGGGAAAACUUUUUGAAUUACUGUUAUUCUAUAUAUGCAGUAAUAUAUAUGCCUUUCAAUGCAAUAUUUUUCAAAGUAUUUGAGGAUUUUCCUCCCAUUAUAUUUCUAAGAAUUUUUAGUAUGAAGUUAAUCAAAAAAUAUUUGUUGUUUAAAUGAAAUAUAAUAAUUUGAUUUGAAGAAAAUAAAUAAUCCUUGUUACUUUUACAUUUUAUCAUAUUUUCAUCCUAUACUAAUAUAGUAUUAUUAAAUAUCCAUCCUAU
Molecule: messenger RNA, 3106 nt
Organism: Argiope bruennichi
Lineage: Eukaryota; Metazoa; Arthropoda; Arachnida; Araneae; Araneidae
Product: ribosomal protein S6 kinase 2 alpha-like
Exons: 19
Coding region: 97-2283 (728 amino acids)
Biological process (GO): protein phosphorylation; intracellular signal transduction
Molecular function (GO): magnesium ion binding; ATP binding; ribosomal protein S6 kinase activity
Source: RefSeq, a predicted model, not a curated record